AUGUGGCUGAGCGCGGGCCUGGCAGCAUUUCUUGCAGCCAUGCAGCCCUCUUCAUCGUCCGCACGUAGCGUGCAUGUUAAUCUGACGGCCAGUUGGCCCAGCUCUCCGUCCUUCCCACUCAUAGAAACCAGUGAAUUCUUGGCGGAGGAAAAUCCGCUGUACUUUUGGCAAUAUUUGGAAGAAUUGGGAAACCGCACGCAUUAUGUGGAAUUUAUGGGCAGUGAUGUGGACGCCUUAGGCGAUCUUGCAUUGACUGUGGCCGAAAUCAUCGCGCCCGGACUUCAAAAUGUUUUGGAGUUGAUGCUGGCGACACGUACGUACUCGGUCAAGGUGGAGAUGUUUCGGCAAUUAGGCCUAGAUUCUGGCAUCCGUCCGUGUGGCGAGCAUGCUGAUACUUGGGCGGUAUUUUACCAUGAGCCCCAUUGUGUAAAAGCGGUAGCUUGCUCUGUGGACGAGUUGGACGCUGUCAUACAUGGCAAGAAGCAGCCCAUGAGUGAUCAGUGUGUUGCUGCUGGAAUUAAUGAUGUCGAGUUGCAGGUGGAUCACAAGUACCCGUACGUUGCUAUUAAUCCUGAGAAAACAUCCAUGACGGCAAUUCUCUAUGGUCUUGUGGGCACAUCAAAGUUCCAUGUUUUUCACUCAAGACUUGUUAUUGAAGCAAAAGAAAAUAAGUUCCAGUAUAUAGUACGUCAUUAUCCCCACGACUCGCACUUGAAGACGCUGCUGCAAGGAUAUGGCGUGGCUUUGGAUAUUAAAAAUAUGGAGUAUAAGACAAUCGAUGACUCUAAAACGUCUAACAAUGGUGAUUUUGUUGCUGGUGAUGUGAACGAUGAAGACGACGACGAUGAAGAAAUUGACGAUGAAGAGAUCGAUGGAUUUCUGUUCAAGCCUUUGAUAGCUCGUCAUAGUGCAAUUUCGAAAGCUUUGAAGCAGUUUUAUGACAAGUUGGUCAACAAGUUUCAUGAUGAACAGGAUCAGGAGCUUAAGGCAUGGCAUUUGAAAAAUUUAGGAACAAGUGCAGUCCGUGCGAUUAUGGAUGCUAAGAAUCCACUCAAAAGGCUUGAGAGUCUUUCGCAAGACUUUCCGGUCCAAGCAAAAAAGCUGGCCUUUUCGCGCAAGACAAUCUCUGCUGAACUUCGCGAAGAAAUUGCAGCUACGCGGGUGCAAUCGAUGACGAGAAGACUGAUGAACAAAUUUAUAGUAAAUGGUAUUGCUAUUGACCCGACGGAACGCUCGUUUAAUGUGUUUGAUUUCAUGAAGACGCUUAAGAAAGAAUGGUCUGUGGCUAAGCAGCUUGACGGAUUGCCUUUAAAUCAGACGGAACUUGAAGGUAUGCUGACGCAUGCGCGCGAAACAAACCUAGAGAAGUCGGUGAAGCGUAUUCACGUGCGCGGGCCUUUGAGUGGAUCGACGCCUCUUUACCUUAAUAAUAUUGAGACGGAUUCCAUCUCUUCGAACUGGCCGUCCGAUAUUAAUAUGCUUCGACGUCCAUCGUGGAGUCUUAUUUUUGUUCGUAAAAACAUGUACGAAUGCGUCCUUGUGAUGGACCCACUGACAGGUGCUGGCCGUGCUGCACUGUCUCAUAUUAGCCUUAUGCGGUUGCGUGGCGCCCCUGUUCAGUGGGCACUCCUUGUUUCGUCAAAAGAGCUUAUGAGUCAAACAUCUGACGAGCGCCAAGCAUCAGUGGAGCAGUAUAAGACUUAUAAGGGAACAGACAAGGCUACUGCGUGGCAUUUUGCAAAGUUAUUAAUGUUAGCUCAGUCAAAGGAUCGAGCUGAGACUGAAAGCAAUGAUGUGCAAAUCAAAAAUGUCAUAAGUGAUGAAGACGAAAGGACAGAAACAGAAGAGGACCAGAUUGUUUCCACUCAAGUUGCAUCGGGCUUCAUUAGCCGGGUCGGUGAAGACGCAAGCCCUAACGUUUUAGUUGAACGCUUGGUUGAAGUGUACGCUGAAGCAGCUGGAGUGCUUGGAACGGUUGAAGACGGCGAAGAAGAAGCAUUAGCGUGUCUACAAAGCAACCAAUUUGAUGACGAAGUGCUGGAAAUGACAGAGUAUAUUCACUUAAAACAUUUGCCACUAGAUUCUUUCGUCUUCAAUGGUGUCAUUCAUAAGGACUUAGAUAUUCAGAAGUCGAUGAUGGCCAACUUUGGUCGUGAUCAACCACUGUACGUGAACAUGGCCCAUCAAGGCAAGCUUGAUGGUGAAAUGGAUCUUAUCGAGGAACUCUUGAGCGCGCAGGAUGCCUAUCCUGCGUACUUGUCGAUUUUUGAAACUUCGGAAGACGAACCGGGUGAUAUUGGUGCUGAAUCACCCCACCAUCUUUUUGCUGAUGAUGUCGACGGUCGCUUGGAGACUUUAGCGCGAAGCUCUUUAACGUAUCUGCAUGCACCUAGCUCUCGAGCUGUGCCAAAGAAACAAACUGUGAUCUUUCCAGUGGACCUCAAUGACCCACAAAAUGCUGAUUAUGCUUACAGAGUUGUAAAGGCUGUCCUUGAAGACUCGAAUAGGUCGCUACGCGUUGGGCUUGUUGCUCAGUUAAAUGGUAAUGCGAAGAGCGAAGGGGCAAAUGAACUCGUUGCAGGCAUCAUUGCCAUCAUGGGCGAUACGGACAAGGAAGCUUGUUUAAGGUUUGUAUUGGAGGCUUUGAACUGCAUUGUUAAACAAAAGUCUAUCGACACGAUGAGAGGAAAGCUUAAACUUUUAUGGGCGAAGACACCAAGGGAAGAGAAUGAGAAGGACCCGGUGUUUGGAAAAGUGGCAGCUCUUCUGAGCAGGAAGCAAGGUGAUUGGUUGACAACCAAGCGACGUCGCAGGCUUACAGAGUUCAGCACGCUAUUGCGUUCGCGAUUUCCACCUACAUACGAAGGAGAUGGUUCAUCAAAAAUUGCUUUACCUCAUCUGUUUCUAAAUGGAAAACAAGUGAAUCUUCCGCCUCAGUUGCUGUCUGACGAGGAUGUCGCGACUAUACUGAAUUUUGAUCUAAAAUAUCGCACUCAACCAGUGGCAAAGGCGCUUAUUGAGCGCAGUGCUAUGCUGAAGAUUAAAGAAGCUGACCGUUUGAGCUUUAGUAUCAUGAGAACCACUGGUAUUGUUGACAAGUACGUCAAAACUGAUCGAACAUCCCGUAUAAAUCUACCCGAAGAUUCCCUCAACACGAUUCGCCUGUCGGGCGACCGGUCGCUUCAGGUUGCUGCUUACGUUGAUCCAUUGUCGGAGGCUGCACAAAUCAUGAGUUCUAUGCUUCGCAUGCUUCACUCACAGCUAAACGCAACUAUCGAGUUGGUGUUGAUUCCGGCUGACGAGUACACAAAAUUUCCACUGCAACGAUUUUAUCGAUACCUCUUUGAUAAAAAGCCAACUCUGUCUGCAACAAGUGUUGAGUUCCGCAAGUUGCCUGUGCACCCAAUCUUGACGAUGAAAAUUGACACUCCUGAGGCCUGGAAUGUACAAACCUUUCAAGCGGGCGAUGAUCUGGACAAUUUACGCGUGGAUCCGGAUACUUCCACAGCAGUGAGGUCAACGACACGUGCUGUGUUUCAACUGGAAAGCUUGCUUGUUUAUGGCCAGUGUCGUGAUACGACUUUUAACAUGUAUGCACCUCCAAAUGGCCUCCAGUUGGUGCUUGAGCGGGAAGUUGGUGCUCAACUUCUGCACCGUGACACACUUGUAAUGCAAAAUUUGGGCUACUUUCAGCUUCAGGCCACGCCUGGAGUGUGGUCUUUACAUUUGGCGAGGGGUAGAGCCGCCGAAAUUUUCGAUAUCAUUGAUCCGUAUACAAACCUUCCGCUAGAAACCCAUCCCAUCAUAGUUCACGACUUUGGUUCACACAUUUCUCAAUUGUUUGUUCGUAAGAAAACUGGAAUGGAAAACGAAGAACUGCUCCAGCCAGUUGAAAAAGCGCUUUCAGAGGAUCGAUCUUCGGCAGAGUCAGAUGCGGAACCAUCCGAUAAAAACGAUGGCGCUCUCCGUUCGUAUUGGGAUUCGCUUCUCAACGUCAUGGGCAAACACGAUGAGACAUUGAAAAAGGUGGUGCACGAUCCACUUAACUCUUUUUCUGGGAAAAGUCAUCUUGUGCAGACAAAACAACGUACAGGCGAAACCAUCCAUGUCUUUUCGGUGGCGUCUGGCUACCUUUAUGAACGGUUUGUCAAAAUUAUGAUGUCGAGUGUACUUAAGCGAACCAACAAUCCAGUAACGUUUUGGCUGUUGGAAAAUUUCUUGUCACCUGAUUUUAAAAAAUCAAUUCCUGCACUGCGCGAACAGCUUGGCAUGGACAUUCGCCUCAUCACGUACAAAUGGCCCAACUGGCUGCGUCCACAAACUGAAAAACAGCGCAUAAUCUGGGGCUAUAAAAUUCUCUUUCUGGACGUGUUGUUCCCAUUGGGUGUGCAAAAAGUUAUUUACGUUGAUGCGGAUCAAGUCGUGCGUGCAGACUUAAAAGAACUGUGGGAACUCGACCUGGAAGGAAAGCCGUAUGGCUACACGCCAUUUUGUGACUCUCGUAACGUUGGCUUUCAGUUCUGGCGACAAGGUUACUGGAAGGACCAUUUGCGUGGGAAGCCGUACCAUAUUAGUGCUCUAUACGUGGUUGACCUGGCACUUUUCCGACAAAUGGCGGCUGGUGACAUGCUGCGUGCAAUCUACAGCCAGCUGAGUGCCGACCCCAACUCACUGGCAAAUCUCGACCAGGAUCUUCCUAACUAUGUGCAGGACCAGAUCCCUAUCUUCUCUUUGCCACAAGAGUGGCUAUGGUGCGAAUCAUGGUGCAGCGACGAUACCAAGGCUACGGCCAAGACAAUUGAUCUGUGCAAUAAUCCCAAGCACAAAGAACCCAAACUCGAAAUGGCCAAGCGAAUUAUUGCUGGAGAGUUAUUCGAUGAGUCAUGGACCGAGCUGGAUCAAGAGAUUAAGGACGCUGAGGCGAACUACAUUGCGCAGGAUGCAGCGUAG
Plasmopara halstedii is the source of this 4950-nucleotide messenger RNA. Its product is annotated as udpglucose:glycoprotein glucosyltransferase. Gene Ontology annotation, molecular function: UDP-glucose:glycoprotein glucosyltransferase activity. The record is from RefSeq and is a predicted model, not a curated record. The transcript has 3 exons. The coding region runs from base 1 to 4950 and encodes 1649 amino acids. Gene Ontology annotation, cellular component: endoplasmic reticulum. NCBI's taxonomy places the organism in Eukaryota, Oomycota, Peronosporomycetes, Peronosporales, Peronosporaceae.